GGGCCUGCCAUCUCUCGCUAAUCGUCGACUCAUCGUACCUUAUGGUAUAGCCACUCGUUGCUAUACCCUCAUCGAUGGUCUGUCCUCUUUUAAGCCUCUCCGCCAGCUGCGUCUCCGCAAUUGCGUUGUCGCCCGGCUUGUGGGGGUUUGAACUUUUUUUUCUCUUUCUCCCCUUGACCCGGCUGUUCAAGGCUUCCCGCUCCCGUCGCCCGCACUAUGUGAAAGAGGUCCGGCCGCAAGCCGUGCCUUUUUCCUCCGCCCAAUUUGGCCCUGCUCCCGCUACGCCGUCUGAACUUCAUGCAAACACACUUCCUGACCCCACUGCGCUUGAGCCUCAAGACCUCCAGUCGUUUUCCGCCGGCCGCCAUUGCCCACCCGGGUCAGAUUUUGCGAGCAACCAUAUAUUGGAUCUUCGAAACAUCCCACUUCUAUUUUUGACUUCCGUUUCAUUUACCGUGUGCGCGGUUCCGUAGGAUGCCGUUUGCAUGGGCGGUGGUUGGAUGGUAAGAGCUCGGUGCAUCUGUUUCACCGGUAUGGGGUACGCCAAGGUCAGGGUCCUUUACGAAGAAUAGUCCUCAGGGACAGAUGCCAAUGGACGGGUAGCUGGCAAAACAAUGUUGUGCUCGAGCAAGACCACUGGUGACAUUCAUUCUUGGGUCUGCCUCUUAGUAUAUAAUCCACCACACAACUUAUACAAAGCACAUACGACCAUAGGUCGAGGAGAAUUGGGCAUCCCGUCCGCUCUGCCAUACACAAGCCUCGAACCGGCUGAUUAGUAGUUAGGUGGGUGACCACUAGCGAAUCCCAGCUGCCGUAUGUUUGCUAUUUUUUGCUC
Aplosporella prunicola CBS 121167 is the source of this 835-nucleotide messenger RNA. RefSeq lists its product as uncharacterized. Lineage: Eukaryota; Fungi; Ascomycota; Dothideomycetes; Botryosphaeriales; Aplosporellaceae. The record is from RefSeq and is a predicted model, not a curated record. The transcript has a single exon. Bases 75 to 473 code for a protein of 132 amino acids.